Molecule: messenger RNA, 276 nt
Organism: Stylonychia lemnae
Lineage: Eukaryota; Ciliophora; Spirotrichea; Sporadotrichida; Oxytrichidae
Source: the annotation of a GenBank genome assembly
AUGUGGAAGUACGUCAACAAGUGGAGUAUACUCAUGUACGGACUCUUCUUUUUCUGUCCACUUCACUUCUCUGUCUACCUCGGUCAUCUAAGUUGGAAAAGAGGUCACAUCCCCAGGCUUCAGUAUAAUGAUCAGAAGUACACCAAGUUUGUCAAUAAUAGGGGACUAAGAGAUAAGUUGCUAUAGACACCAGCUUUAGAGGCUUAUCCAGACUACGAUAAUAGACUGCACUUCAAGGCCAUCAAGCCAUUCCUCGUAAAGCACAGAUAUCUUUGA